Erinaceus europaeus (western European hedgehog) is the source of this 5388-nucleotide messenger RNA. Its product is annotated as RUNX family transcription factor 2. Bases 1 to 1488 code for a protein of 495 amino acids. Gene Ontology annotation, biological process: regulation of cell differentiation; neuron differentiation; hemopoiesis. Gene Ontology annotation, cellular component: nucleus. The transcript is spliced from 7 exons. Gene Ontology annotation, molecular function: RNA polymerase II cis-regulatory region sequence-specific DNA binding; DNA-binding transcription factor activity, RNA polymerase II-specific; ATP binding. Lineage: Eukaryota; Metazoa; Chordata; Mammalia; Eulipotyphla; Erinaceidae. The record is from RefSeq and is a predicted model, not a curated record.
AUGCGUAUUCCCGUAGAUCCGAGCACCAGCCGGCGCUUCAGCCCCCCCUCCAGCAGCCUGCAGCCCGGCAAGAUGAGCGACGUGAGCCCGGUGGUGGCUGCGCAACAGCAGCAGCAGCAGCAACAGCAGCAGCAACAGCAGCAGCAGGAGGCGGCGGCGGCGGCGGCGGCGGCGGCAGCGGCGGCCGCAGUGCCCAGGUUACGGCCGCCGCACGACAACCGCACCAUGGUGGAAAUCAUCGCCGACCACCCGGCCGAGCUGGUCCGCACCGACAGCCCCAACUUCCUGUGCUCGGUGCUGCCCUCGCACUGGCGCUGCAAUAAGACUUUGCCCGUGGCCUUCAAGGUGGUAGCCCUUGGAGAGGUACCAGAUGGGACUGUGGUUACUGUCAUGGCCGGUAACGAUGAAAAUUAUUCUGCUGAGCUCCGAAAUGCCUCUGCUGUUAUGAAAAACCAAGUGGCAAGGUUCAACGACCUGAGAUUUGUGGGCCGGAGUGGACGUGGCAAGAGUUUCACCUUGACCAUAACAGUCUUCACAAAUCCUCCCCAAGUAGCCACCUAUCACAGAGCUAUUAAAGUUACAGUGGAUGGACCCAGGGAACCCAGAAGGCACAGACAGAAGCUUGAUGACUCUAAACCUAGUUUGUUCUCUGACCGCCUCAGUGAUUUAGGGCGCAUUCCUCAUCCCAGUAUGAGAGUAGGUGUCCCGCCUCAGAACCCACGGCCCUCCCUGAACUCUGCACCAAGUCCUUUUAAUCCACAAGGACAGAGUCAGAUUACAGAUCCCAGGCAGGCACAGUCUUCCCCGCCAUGGUCCUAUGACCAGUCUUACCCCUCCUACCUGAGCCAGAUGACAUCCCCAUCCAUCCACUCUACUACCCCGCUGUCUUCCACACGGGGCACUGGGCUUCCUGCCAUCACGGACGUGCCAAGGCGUAUUUCAGAUGAUGACACUGCCACCUCUGACUUCUGCCUCUGGCCUUCCACUCUCAGUAAGAAGAGCCAGGCAGGUGCUUCAGAACUGGGCCCUUUUUCAGAUCCCAGGCAAUUCCCAAGCAUUUCAUCCCUCACUGAGAGCCGCUUCUCCAACCCACGAAUGCACUAUCCAGCCACCUUUACUUACACCCCGCCAGUCACUUCAGGCAUGUCCCUCGGUAUGUCCGCUACCACUCACUACCACACCUACCUGCCACCACCCUAUCCCGGCUCUUCCCAAAGCCAGAGUGGACCCUUCCAGACCAGCAGCACUCCAUAUCUCUACUAUGGCACUUCAUCAGGAUCCUAUCAGUUCCCCAUGGUGCCAGGGGGAGACCGGUCUCCUUCCAGAAUGCUUCCGCCAUGCACCACCACCUCGAAUGGCAGCACGCUAUUAAAUCCAAAUUUGCCUAACCAGAAUGAUGGUGUUGACGCUGAUGGAAGCCACAGCAGUUCCCCAACUGUUUUGAAUUCUAGUGGCAGAAUGGAUGAAUCUGUUUGGCGACCAUAUUGAAAUUCCUCAGCGGUGGCCCAACGGUAUCUGGGAAGCAUAUCCCAAACGUAUCAACAUAUACAUAUAUAUAAAAGUGCAUAUAUAUGUAUAUCGAUUAGCUAUCUGAAAGUGCCUCUUUUUUAGAAGAUUUUUUUCAUUUACUCCGUCAUGAUCUUGUAACCAUCAGACGGUAGAUAUUGAGAACCAAAAAGCCUGAGAGAGACAGUUGUACAAUCAGAUUUCAGAUUGUUUCUGUUUUAUAUGUACUUUUUCUAAACAAAGGGAAAGAAAGGUAUUUUUUUGGGUUGCUGUUGUUUAUUAUCAUAAAUAACUUGUUCAUAUGCCAGUUCAGAGAGGUGGACUCCAGGUUCAGGGGGAAGAAGAGCAAAGCUGCUUCCUCUCUGUGCUUUGAAACCAUAUGCCCUCACGUUUGCAGCUGUGUAAGGAACCAGCGCACACUGCAGAACAGCUUACAAAGCCAGGCGAGGUGCAUGCAAAGGGGAAAGAGGUAGAAUGGACUCUUCUUUUACUGAAUGAUCCAUUCAGAAGAAACACUCCAAACAUUGCUUUCAGAUUUUCUGCAGGUACUCAUUUGAACUGUUUGGUUCAUUUUUUUCCCCCUAUAGUAAGAAAGUGACUUCAAGAUAAUAAUCAGGAUAGGUUAUUUUAUUUUUACCUUGUUAACACAUUUUUUCCCUUUUUCUCAUUUAACUAAAUAAGAAGCUCUAUCUUAAAAUUUCCUCUUCUCCUUUAUGCAAAACUGAAUAUGGCAAUACUUUAUGAUUAGCCAUAAUGGUAUAGGUAGUGUUUGAGUUUGGCUGUAUGUUAUUUGUUUUCUUUUUUUUUUAAAUUAUGAAUAUGUGUAAAAUCUGAGGUGACUUGCUAACAUGAAUGGUCAUAUAACUUUAAAGAUAUAUUUAUAAUUAUUUAAUGACCUUUGGACCCUUGAAACAUUUCUUAGUGUUUUGAUAUGUUGACUUCGGUCUCUAAAAGUGCUCUUUAUUGAAUAACAGAUUUCUUCAGUGGGCUAGAGCCAUAUCUGAAAUAUUGCUAAGCAAUUUCAGUUCAUCCAGGCACAAUGUGAUUUUUCAAAAUACUUCCAUCAUCAAAUAUGUUAGAUGUAGCUUCUGUUUUUGUAACGUAUGAAGGAUAUGUUAUAUUUAGUGCUUUUCAGUUCUUUGAUUGCCUCUAAAACAGCUUUGCCUUUUUUUAAAGCAAUAAUUAAGGGUUUGAAAAGCAGCUCUUAGGCCUCUAUCACUUAUGUGGCCCUUUAGCAGCAUAAAAUGCUGGAGUUAUGUGGUUUCCUAAUUUCUUCCAAAUAAUGAUGAAUCUUGUCACAUUAAAAAGACAAGCACAAGUGCACUGCGGACAAAUUUUCUGCGGUUUCAUAGUUAGAACAAAACUCUAUAUCGCCAGGCUUCAUAGUGAAGUCAUUGUUUAGCUGAAAGCCACACAUGUGGCUUAAGGAUCAGUCUUGAUUCAUAUAUUGAUAGUACAGGAAAGCAAAAUUGCACUAGGAAUUCUUAACCAAUCUGCCUUACCAAAGAGUAAGUCAAGGGAACCCAAAUCUGCCUUACCCAAGACCUUAUUUUCAGUUCCCCACAGAAUUUGCACUUAAAGAAUGAAGCCAUUGUCUUUUGGGAGAGGGAUCCUCUCAAGUAGCAGGCCAGUCCCAGCAGAUAACUUGUUUUGAGAGAACACAGAGCCUGUGGGAGACUUACUAGCUUAAUACAGCCUCCCAACAUUUGUGUUUCUCACAAUGGAGGGCAAAUGGAGGAAGACAAGGCUCUGUGGAAUUUGGUGUCUACUACUAUGUGUAUGGAUUUUAGUUAAAACUCUCCUGUAGGAUGCACUUUGAUCACUUCUGGUGGCCACAGGACAGAUUCAGUAGUGUGAAAAGGUAACCCAAGCCAGAACCAUUAAAUGACACCACCUGGCAAAUCUCUCCCCUCCUCACCCACAGCUCAGGAACUUUUUAUUGGAAUUCUGAGUCCCUUUCAAACAGAACUUUAUAUAGCUUUUUUUCUCCAGACCCCAGAGGACCCUUGCCUUAGGACCCUUAACUGUCUAGUUACCCUCCAGUCCACCUCUGUAAGCCACCACAUAUUCUGGGACAACUUGUGGGGCAGUUGGAUCUAUGCUUCUUGCCUGGGAGACUCCCUUGGAAUUCGUCCUGACUCCUCCUAAUAAAAUUCAAGGAGAGACAAAAACAAAACACUUUGCCUUCUAAAGGUUGUAUACCAAGUAUGCUUAGAUAAAUAAGCCACUUUUCUAUUACUUAAGUAAGAUGGAAGUAGUAAUUGAUACUAUUUAUUGUUUAUGUGUGGUAGCUUGAAGCUACUACCACUGUCCAUUUAUUUGUAAGUGUAAAAUACGUGUUUUUGUUUCAGCAGCACUUAAAAAAGCCAGUGUCUGGUCACACAUUACAAUUUUAAUUAAUUGACAUAAAAAUGUUACCGCCAGUGCCAGCUGUACCCUAUUUAAUAAAAAAAGGUACUAUAGUUGUACAUUAUUUUUUAAUGUUAAAAGGGCUUUUUUUUAAGUUUACAGUACACAUACUAAGUGAUUUUAGGGAUGCUUUUGUGUUGAAAUAAUAUUAUAGUGGCUGCAGGCAGCAACCCAGAAACACUUUAAAAGUUUUUUUUCCCCCCUUUGGGGAAAAAUUUAAGCACUUCUUCCUUCUACCGUCAGUCAGCCCACCCCAGUGGCUUAAUUCACAUUUCUUAGACCAAAUUCUCCCCCUUUUUGGCCUGCGGGGUUAAGAUUUUCUUUUGUUUUUCAUUAUUAUUACUUUUUUUCUUUUUUAAACUGAAUCCUUGAUUUGCACUGGGUCAUGCUUAUGAUUUGUAAUUUCAAGACCAAAGGAAGCCUUACUACUCCUAUGGAGCCAUGUGCUAGCGAACACUCGAGUUUUCUUCAGGUUAAGAUAGCAUGGUUCUCUCUAUAGCAAAUAGAUAUAUCUGGAGUUUACAGAGUGACCAACACAACCUCCUUUUUAUCUGGUUCAGUUGUCUCAUGCAUUCUAACCUAUUGUCUGAGUUCCAGAAAAAAGUAGUAGGUACCACUACUUUGGUUUUAGAUUAGUGGAAUGACAUUUAGCCUGGAACUGAGGCUCAGCAGACUAGCUGUUGUUUGCUCUUUAGACUGUCUUAUCCCACCAGGGUCCUUUAAAUAUGAGCAUAAUAAUAAUAAUAAUGAUAAUAAAUCACACACUAUCCUUAAUGACCACCCAUUGCAAAUUCAGAGGGGAAGAGACGUGUGCUGGCUUAAAGAGGUCCCUCCAUCCCCAGGAAAGGGGCUGACUGGGACUCUCGGGUAAUACAUAGAAACACAAAGCAUUAACAAAGACGACAAUUAUAUCUGUGAUCUCUGAAAGAACAGUAAUAAGUAAAACAAAUGAAAGACAACUCUUCCAAACCUUGAAUUUGUUGUUCUUCAAGAAGAUAAUGCAUUUUAAAAUCGUUUUCUAUGUGAGAAAUUUUAGAUGUUUGUUUACUUCAUGUUUACAAAUAACUAUUUGCUUUUUCAUGCAGUACUUUUGAAAUAUUAUCAGCCAAAAUCAUAACUUACAGUAAUUUCUUAGGUAUUCUGAGUAAAAUUCCAUUUCUUUGGUUAUGCCUUACCAUUCUUAGAUUUCUGUGGAACAAAAAUAUUUGUAGCAUUUUGUGUAAAUACAAGCUUUUCAUUUUAAUUUUUUCCCCAUUGCUGUUGCCCAAGAUUUGCUUUCCAUGCACAUAUUGUACAAAUUCUGCUUUGUACCACAGGUCAUGAUUGUGGAUGAGUUUACUCUUAACUUCAAAGGGACUAUUUGUAUUGUAUGUUGCAACUGUAAAUUGAAUUAUUUGGCAUUUUCCUCAUGAUUGUAAUAUUAAUUUGAAGUUUGAAUUUAAUUUUCAAUAAAAUGGCUUUUUUGGUUUUUUU